Molecule: messenger RNA, 1194 nt
Organism: Drosophila subpulchrella
Lineage: Eukaryota; Metazoa; Arthropoda; Insecta; Diptera; Drosophilidae
Exons: 1
Coding region: 1-1194 (397 amino acids)
Source: RefSeq, a predicted model, not a curated record
AUGCUCAAGUGGGCCGUCAACCAGCCGCGACCCUCGUACUUGGCCAGGGACGAGCUGAUGGCCACCAACGAGGUGGUGGGCUCCAGCUACAGCGAGUUCCACGCCCUGCGCGGCAAGCUCAAGAGGAAGUCGCUCUCGCUGGUCCUGGGCCAGGGCAAGGAGAACCAGCUGACCUCCACGCCACUCCCGGUCAGCUCUCUGACCCUCAGCACCCGCACGCCCCCGCUGAAGGACCUCAGCAACAUACUGGCCACACCGCCUUCGGGAGGAGGAGGAGGAGUAGGAGGCGGAGCCACAGCCACUGGAGCAGUGCCCUCGGCUGCUGCAGCUCCCCUCAAGUUCGCCUGCACCCUGCCCACCUUCGAGGCGGAGUACUCGCCCAAUGCCACCGUCAUCCCCGGCUCCCUGAUCGCCCUGCGCGGCGUGGGCAUCCCGGACAGCUACUUCGAGAAGCCACGCUACCUGGAGCAGAAGGAUCUGCCCCAUCCCGCUCCCCCUGCCGCUGGACAGACCACACUCAGCUCCAGCCAGAUGGGCGACGUCACCCUGGAGCGCAUGAUCGAUGCCAUCCUGGAGAGCAACCGCAAGGUGCUGCCCAAUGCCAGGCAGCCGCAUCUCCGCCAGCCCAGGCAGCAUCUCCGCCAGCGGCACAGGCAGCAGGUGCUCCGGAGCAGCCACAGCCACGCCCAGGUCCCCUCGCCCACCUACCGCCCCGCCUUCGAUCCGGCCAGCGAUCUGUGCGAGUACUGGAAGUCGCCCUCGCGGAGGGACUCCCUGCCAGCCGAUGGCUUCGAGGAGCGGGAGGUGUGCUCCCCCGUGCCAGUUGCCAAUCCCGUCCAGUCGCAGGGCAAGAGGCACUCCCUGCAGCUGCGCAGGCAGCGGGUGGUGCGCCGCAAGCGCAAGAUCACCACCAAGAUCUCCUCCAGCGUCAGGCAGUCGGCGCAGAAGCUGCUGGCCGCGGCCCGGUCAGGAUCCGGAGCAGUUCCCGCCCAGAAGCUACGCCACAUCAGCCCGGACAGCGGGCACAACUCCACCAGCGACUGCGAGCUGGAGGAGGAGCACUGCCCGUUGAGCCGGGGACUGGGUGGCGAGGAGCUGGAGGACGCCUGCCAGCUGGACGCCAUGUGGCUGCAAGUGCAGGCCAGGGAUGCCACCAAGCGACGCCUCAGCUUCUCCCUGGCGGAACAUAGCUAA